GCAUACGCGUUCUUACUUCUUCCCCCAAAAUCGGUCCAUUGUCUCGAUCCACAGGGAAAUGCCCCACGGGCCUGCUUAGGUCUUGACACACGCGCUCGGCGCUCUCUGGCCUCCGCCGGCUUCCUCUUACUGCUCUCCCGGACGUUCCCCGGAAAUCCCCGGCGGCGCCGUGUUUUCGUCCAACGGGAUACCUCGGAGGCACGCCAUGCUCCGAGCCCUCUUCUAGGCGGCCCCUCCUCCUCUUCCCGCUCGGCUUCUUCCGGCCGCCGCGAAGUACAACAUGGAAGCCAAAUGGGUGGCACUGCCUAUACUUGUGCUGCUUGCGAUGCAAAUUCAGCCUGUUUACUGUCCAGAAGAUCCCAUGUCAUCACCACAUGAUGACUCCACACAGUUGUCUUCUAAUUGCAAGGAUCCCUGUGAAAACAGCAGCAUCGUUUGUUCAGCCAUGGUAUCCUUUAUGGAUAUGUUUCUUCCUUGGUUCUCUUCUAUUGUGUCUUUCGUGAUACUGUUUUGUCCCUUCUUACGUAUCAAAGAUAUGAAGCCCAAUACACGAACUUAUGCACAAACACUGUUUUGCUGGUUUCUGUAUCUUGGCUUCUGGGAUUACAUUAUCUGGAUAUUCUAUUUUUGGAAAUGCCAUUAUCCACGUUACUCAGCAUUUCCUAUAUUAAUGAUGUGCAUUUCUGGGUUCGGCAUUCAUGCGUUCUUGUCAAUCAAGGCUACUCUAAGGACAUCAGCCAUGGGGGACCAUCGAGUGAGGUGGAUCACUAUAUUAACCUUUUGCUUCAUUGGUGGCGGUGUGGCUUAUCGAGGCACGCAAAUUAUUGGAUGGACAGGAGUUGCACUGAGUGUGCUAUCGCAUUUUUGUAGAAUUGCAUCCACUGAGUACCAUAACAAGAUUAAUUGGUUUCUGUUUUUGGCAUCUGUGGUUGGCUCAGUAAAUGGAUUCUUGUGGCUUAUUCAUCCACAGCUUUGUAUCUCAAGGGAAUACAAGAAUUGUCUCAUCAUGAACUUGGUGGUAACCCGUGAUUCCGACCUCGUGGCGUACUAAGAUGAAUUCUUUGAUGAUAAUGUGGUGAUUUAGAUUGAAACACUCUGUCACCAAGUUUUGUUUAAUUGGAUAAUUGUGCAAGAAACAGAAAUUUUCAAGUGUAAUUAUAUUUAUUGGAAAGGAUGGUUGUUUGACUUUUUUUAUAAUAGGAGGAUGCACUCAAUAAAAUAGUUAGAUCUUAUGAA
Molecule: messenger RNA, 1236 nt
Organism: Lolium perenne
Lineage: Eukaryota; Viridiplantae; Streptophyta; Magnoliopsida; Poales; Poaceae
Source: RefSeq, a predicted model, not a curated record